This is a messenger RNA of Porites lobata, 1809 nucleotides long. NCBI's taxonomy places the organism in Eukaryota, Metazoa, Cnidaria, Anthozoa, Scleractinia, Poritidae. The record is from the annotation of a GenBank genome assembly.
AUGUACGAGAAACCUGAUGUGCAAGCCUAUUGGGAUGUACCGGUUUACGCUGACAAUACGUGUGUUAAGGCUAACAGAGUGAAUCCACAGUUCGUGGAUCAUAAGGGAAAGAAAGUCAGGGCAGUGAAAAUGAGUUGUCCGUGGGUGGAGAAUCGUGGAAAGAAGGAUGAGGAGAAGACAGUCAAGUACAGUCCUCUGCGAUGGGAGUUGAGGAAACGGUACCUAAGGUACAACAUCAACCAGUGUAAUAUUUUCAUUGAUUUGCUAGGAGGGUGGUCAAAGGAACUUGAAAUGACUGUGAAAAAGCUCGUUGGAUGUGUUGCAAAGAAUGCAGAAAGCCUUAAUCUCGUGCUCGCUCAACUUUCAAGGGAACUGUUGUUUAAAUGUUUAACUGAACUUACAAACGUAUUAGGACCAAAUAAAAAUAAAUAUGCCGGAAACGCCAGAUACAGAACAGACCUGAAGUUGGCUUAAAACGUCUGAUUUAAAGGUUCAAACGAAAUGUCCUUAUCUUUGCCGCCCAGGAACAGACUCUUAGGACUAUGUAAUUAUGUAAAACAUCACAUUGACUGCAGAGUCACCGUUGUUUAAAGAGAGAGAGUGUGUGUCAGCUUGUAAGUAAGUGUAAAAAGUUGGCCCAGAAGGAAUAUAAAUUAACGGCGUGAUAAUGUGGCAAAUAUUAUGCAGUCUACAUUGGAAUAUAUCUGCGUUAUACCAGCUGGAACGGAAGGAAAAAUGGUAUGAACAUGUGCCGUGGUGCCAUAAGGGGUUGUGAGGAAUUACGAAAUGAAGCUGCUUUGGGAUAUGAACAUCCAGUGUGAUAACGAUAUUGAGGCAAGAAGGCCUGACACUACGAUAGUGAGCAAGAGGGAGAACAAGUGGAUAUUGUUUUACCGAGAAGCCGUAGAAUACACGACAAGGAGUUUGAAAAAGUUGAAUAAUAUCAGGAUUUAACGAGAGAAAGAAUGUGGGGUGUAAAAAACGUGGACCUGGUACCUGUUGUUGUAGGGGCCCUUGAAAUUGUUACUAAGAAACAUGAAAAAAUGGAUCGAAAAAUUGAGGGUUAGGGUUAAGAUUGGACUGCUACAGAAAACUACGCUACUAGGAAAAGCCAGGAUUCUAAGCAGGGUGCUAAGAUUGUAAGUACCAGGAGAGUGUCCCAAUGGACCCCUGGUCAUUUUUUCCAGAAUUAUGCCUGUUUUUAAAUCCGAUGAUGAGACGGACCCAAAUAAUUAUAAACCUAUAUCUUUAUUGUCAAACUUCAACAUUCUUACUCAUUAGUUUCUACUUUGACAUUAUUUAUUACUUUGUUUAAUUUUUUCGUCUAUAUCGUGUUAUCUGGUCCUCAUCCAUAUUACAAUUUUUAUUUCAUUUAUUCGUAAACUGUAAACUUUUCUUAGCUAGCCUUAGUCUUAAUUUCAUAAUUCGCUCGCAUUGUCCCGCCUGAAAUAGCCUUAAUAGCAGUGGGCAAUGCUUCUGUAAUGUUAUCUGUUUAUUAAUAAAGUUUGUUGACUAGCUCCCUUGGGAUGUGUAUCGGCAUGACAACAGGCAGAGCUCAGAGCCGAAUAGACAGUAAUAAUAAUAAAAACAAGACAAGAAAAAAUCGAAAACAAGAAACUGGAAAAACCAUAUCAAGAUUUGAAAAGAGAGGUGAAUAGUGUAUGGAACUGUAAAUCAGUUGUGCUCGUACGAAUCGUCAUUGGUGCCCUCGGAACAGCCAGCAAACGAUUCAAUCUGUAUCCAAAGAAAAAAGGAUUUGACGGAAGUAUGCAGUCGGUACAUAAAGCUUGUUUUCUCCGUUUUUCGCGC